This is a messenger RNA of Dujonia railenensis, 798 nucleotides long. Lineage: Eukaryota; Fungi; Ascomycota; Pichiomycetes; Serinales; Debaryomycetaceae. The record is from the annotation of a GenBank genome assembly.
AUGAACUACUACAUAGCAUACCCAUUCAAUUUCAUAUACGGCUCAAUCAGCUUUGCGAUUGGGUUGGCAUUUUCAUUUUUCACUUACCCUUUCCGAUAUAUCCCCGUACUCACUAAUCUAUCCUACUCCAUCUUUCUUACACCAAUUGUCAAGCUAUUGGAUAUCAUCGUUUAUUCGAUAACUUUGCCAUUCAAGCCCGCAUUGUACCUAUUGGGGAUAGAUGUAAACAAUUUGAGAGAAGUUGUGCCUCAUGUGGAAUUUUUGGUGGCGAACUUGUACCAAUUUGUAGCAGUCGCUGUUUUGGUUGGAAUAAUCUUAGGUGUGUUAACAGGUUUAACCCUUGGAUUAAUUAGUUUUGUGUUGACACCAAGAAAUACUAAACAUAACUUGGUGUCGCACCAAAAGCAGCAGCCCCUCGGACAAUCGCAGCAGGAAGCAAGGUCGCAGUUGCUUCCCCUGCAUCCUCUUAUCGCAAACAUCCCGAAUAAGCAGCUACCUCUAUCGUUUUCAGACUUCAAGAUAGAUAUAAAAUACGAUACUCCAUCUCCUGAAAGAAGGAGUAUACAAGAGGAAGAGGAAAUUCGAGGCUUACCUGAGCCAGUGCAACCUAAAACAAUUGAACUUUCGCACCAUCCGAUGAAAAGAAGUUCAGCAAUCGACUAUCAUCAUGAUACUGACUUGAAAAACAGAUUCGACAAUGAUUCUUCAUUGAAAACCGAAAAUGAUUUGUUCACUGCAAGGACUGAAGAUACCGACAUCACAUAUGCAACGAACCAAAUUAAAAACUAUUCUAAAUAA